This is a messenger RNA of Notothenia coriiceps (black rockcod), 7638 nucleotides long. RefSeq names its product G-protein coupled receptor 98-like. Gene Ontology annotation, molecular function: G-protein alpha-subunit binding; adenylate cyclase inhibitor activity; G protein-coupled receptor activity. The annotation marks the transcript as partial. The transcript is spliced from 37 exons. Gene Ontology annotation, biological process: cell communication; cellular response to calcium ion; negative regulation of adenylate cyclase activity. The record is from RefSeq and is a predicted model, not a curated record. Lineage: Eukaryota; Metazoa; Chordata; Actinopteri; Perciformes; Nototheniidae. Gene Ontology annotation, cellular component: cytoplasm; stereocilium; membrane.
GUCUCUGUGGAUUACAUGGUGGUGAGCGGUGGAGGGCAGGGCAGCGCGUCACCAGAUGUGGAUUUCCUCGACCUGCAGCCCGUCAGAACGGUGACAUUCCCCCCGUUUGUCUUCACUGCCAGCCUGCUGUUCAAAAUCACUGAUGACGCCGUGCCAGAAAUCGCAGAGUCCUUCCAUCUGGUGCUGCUGGAAGAAAGCAUCAGAGGAGACGCUGUGCUGGUUUCACCCAAUGCUGUGCUAGUGACCAUCGAGCCCAAUGACAAGCCUAACGGUGUCCUGUCAAUCAGCAGCAGUGCAGCCAUUCAGCCAAUCACCAUCAAUGAAGACCUGACACAGAGAUUUGAAGGGAUCAUUAUUGUUAGAAAUGGAGGCAGCUAUGGGGCCGUGUCUGCAAACUGGUCCAUCUCUAGAAACUCCAGCGACCCCUCCCCAGUUUCAGAUGAUUUGACGCCUGCAGCGGGGACGGUGAGAUUCGCUGCCGGCCAGGUGACGGCUGUGAUUCCUCUCGACAUUGUGGGGGAUGGUCUGCCUGAAGAAGCAGAGGCUUUCCUCCUCAAGCUGCUGCGCAACACUACGACAGGAAAUGUGGAAGUCGACGAACCAAUGGAGAUGGUGUUCUACAUCCAGGACAGUGACGAUGUCUACGGGCUCUUUCGGUUCGACCCGGCCAAAGAGCAAAGCAUCCAGAGCCAACCUGAGGGCCGCUUCCUGUCGCUUCACUUCCUGCGUGACGGUGGUACACUGGGUAAUGUGUCUUUGACCCUCACCGCCCUCUACAUCCCUGCAGGCCCGAUAGACCCAGCACUAUCCCGGGACCGGGUUCUGAACGUUAGCCAAACUGUUAACGUCCUGUUUUCACUCGAGCGGAUGGUGCACGUCAUACUGCCGAUCAGGAACGAUGCCUUUCUGCAGAAUGGUGCUCAUUUCCUCAUACAGUUGAAUACUGUGGAGCUGGUUGAUAUCAGACCUAUGAUUCACUCAAACAGCCCGAGGUUUGGGGGACCUCUAAACCGGACGUUGACUGUCACCCCUGACAUCGCUAACGGGGAAAUCGGCUUUACAAGUAACACCACAGUGGUGGUCUAUGAACCAGAGGACCGCAAUACCAGCACAGUAAGCCUUCCCCUGCGUCGUGACGGGACAGACGGUCAGGCUGAAGUCUUCUGGAGUCUUCAGCCAAUCGGAGACAACCGUGCGGAUAUAACUGUGAAGGACCUGGAGCCUCUGAGCGGCUCUGUGGUCUUCCUCUCCGGGCAGAGCGAUGCCUCCAUCAACUUCACCAUCAUGGCCGACAACAUCCCAGAAGUCAACGAGACCUUACUGCUCACUCUGGACAGGAGUAAUGUUGAGAAUCAGAUCCUGAAGGCUGGUUUCACAAGCAGAGAGAUUGUCAUCAUGGAGAACGACGACCCGGGGGGGGUCUUUGAGUUCUCCUCACUGUCCAGAGGCCCGUGGUUUAUUAAUGAGGGUGAGGCGGUGGAGCUGCACGUGGUCAGAGCCCAGGGCCAGCUGCUGAAACAGCUGGUGCGAUACGCCGUCAUGCCUUCAGACAACGCAGAGUUCUACGGCGCCACGGGCAUCCUGGAGUUCAAACCCGGAGAGAGAGAGGUGGUGGUGGCGCUGGUGGCGAGGCCUGACGGGGUGCCUGAGCUGGACGAGACUUUCUCUGUGGUGCUAAGUAGCCACAGCACUCCACCCAGUCGCCUAGGCAACCGGCGGGAGGUCAACAUCACAGUGCGGAGGAAUGACGACCCCUUUGGGGUGAUUGAGUUCAUCCAAUCAGGACUAACGGUGGCCAUCAAUGAGAGCAAAGGGGACGAGACUCACCGAGCGGUGUACCCUGUGGUGAGGAACAGGGGUCACUUUGGAGAGGUGUCGGUGUCCUGGGUCUUGGAGCCAGCUUGGUCCGGAGACGUGAGCCCGAUCCAGGGAGACAUCACCUUCAUGGAGGGGGAGUUCCUCAAAAACCUCACUCUCUUCUCUGUUCCUGAUGAGAUCCCAGAGGACAUGGAGAAUUUCACCAUCACAGUGUUAAAUGCUACAGGUGGUGCAAGACUGGGAAACAUACUCACUGCCAGUUUACAGAUUAAUAAGAAUGAUGACCCCAUUUACUUCUCUGAACCUGUGGUCGUGCAUCUUCGCGAAGGGGGCGUGGCCAACUUCACUGUUCUCAGGGCAGGGCGGGCAGACUUUGUUGCCACGGUGAUGUACCGUGUGGAGUACGGAGAUGCGUCUCCAGGUGACCUCACCUUGUUGGGUAAUGGCACGCUGCUGGUGUAUGAGGAGGGGGAGUGGAUGAAGAACGUCUCUGUGGCCGUGGAAGAUGACGACACACCGGAGACCGAUGAACCCUUUUACAUCGUUCUCUACAAUGCUACUGGACCCUCGUCAGUGUUCAUUGGCUCUGACCCUGAUGGAGAGCAGCGUUACACAGGCCUUCUGCAGGACGUCCGCCUGUACAGAACCAAACUGAACCGCAGUCACAUCCACGAGCUUCACACCCAGCCCGCCAAAACAGACCUGAGGAACCUCUCCGGUUACCUGCGCUACCGACAGGAGGAGAGGCAGAAGUCCUUUGUGGUGGAGGUCCGGGAUGAUGAAGAGGAGGAGGGAGAGGAGCUGUUCUACCUGCUGCUGGUGGGGGUUCAGGGAGGAGCGCGUCUCCCUCUGCCCAGACCCAUCGCUACUCUGCGGGUCAUGAAGAGCGACAAUGCCAACGGGCUGUUCGGAUUCACCGGGGCCUGCAUACCUGACACCACUGAGGAAGGCUCCACUGUGUCCUGUGUGAUCGAGCGUAUGCGGGGAUCUCUGGACCGCGUUUAUGUCAACUACACUGUGACCCAACUGGACAGCUCGGACAGUGAGACGCCAGCCAAUCAAGACUUUGGAAAUGCCUCUGGAGCGGUGGUUUUCAUGCCUGGACAGCGCUCUGAGGUGCUGAACCUGUUGGUGUUGGAUGAUAACCUCCCAGAGCUGGCAGAGUCCUUCCAGGUGACUCUGGUGUCAGCAGAGUCCAGUGACGGGAGGAAUGGCUCCACCCCCACCAGCGGAGCCAGCAUCGACCCAAACAGCUCCGUUAACACUGUCACUGUCACCGCCAGCGACCACCCAUACGGCCUGCUGCAGUUUCAGCCCAGCCCCCCAGGAGAGGGCCUGAUCUCUCCAGUGUUAGAGCCGGCCCACAUUACUGUCAGAGAGGAAGAUGGAGACGUCCGUCUGCUGGUGGCCAGAGCUCAAGGCCUUCUGGGAAGGGUCAUGGUGGGAUACAGGACAACGCCAUUCACAGCGUCCAGCCCCGAGGACUACGAGGACUCAGAUGGCGUGCUGGACUUUCUUCCAGGAGAGAGGUUAAAGUUCAUCAGCGUGACCAUCGUAGACAAUCCUGUCCCUGAGCUGGACAAGAUUUUCAGAGUGGAGCUCUACAACGCUGAUGGAGGAGUGGAUCCGUUUCUGCGUAGUGAAGGAAGUGGUAGUGGGGAGAGUGACUCUGACUUCUUGCUUCCAUCCUAUCUCCACCGUGCCAGCUUAGGAGCUGCGUCCCACAUCACGGUGACCAUCGCUGCUUCUGAUGACGCCCAUGGAGUGUUUCAGUUUAGUCCUGAAUCCCUUUCUGUUAACGGGACAGAACCUGAGGAUGGACGCAGCUCUGUGGUCCUGCAGGUGGAUCGGUCCUCUGGAGACCUGUCUAACGUCACUGUGUUCUGGGAGGCUGAUCCCAGCUCUGAGGGGGAGUUGCUCAGCAGCUUUGGGAACAUCACCUUCGGCGUAGGUCAGACGUCGGAGGACAUCAUAAUCGAAGUGGCCCAGGAUCAGACCCCUGAGCUGGACCAGAGUUUCAACGUGUCUUUGGUCAACGUCUCCCACGGUCGCCUGGGUGUCCAGACGUCUGCCACUCUGACCGUGCUCGCCAGCGACGAUCCUUACGGUGUUUUUGUUUUCGCCAAUGCAACAAGAUCGGUCCGUAUUCCCGAAGCUGACACAACUGUCACCCUCACCAUCCUGCGACAGAGAGGCCUGAUGGGACAGGUGCGAGUCACGUAUGGGACUCUAAAAGAGACAGAUCCAGAACCUUACCGGACCCCUGGGGUGGGUCGAGCCACUGAGGGGCGGGACUUUGUUCCUCUUCUGGAUUCGGUUGUUUUCUUAGCCAAUCAGAGUGAAGCAAACAUCACCUUACGAGUGCUGGAUGAUGAGGAUCCAGAAAGAGGCGAGUCCGUGUUCGUGAGGUUGAUCAGCGUUCAACUCAUCGAAGGAGAGCAGGAGAGGCUCAUUUCCAAUUCCCCUUCUCUGGGACCCCGGGUUGACAUUAUAGCCCAGGUGGUGGUGGAGGCCAGCGACGAUGCGUUUGGGGUCCUGCAGCUUUCUGCUUCUGCUGUCAGUGUGGCCGAGGACUACGUUGGGCCCAUAAUAAACGUUACUCGUGUUGGGGGGAUUUUUGCUGACGUAUCAGUCAAAUUCCGAGCAGUGCCUUUGACCGCCAGAGUCAGUGAAGACUACAGCGUAGCCUCCACUGAUGUGGUCCUCCUAGAAGGGGAGUCCAGUAAAUCGGUCCCCGUCUAUGUCAUCAAUGAUAUGGUCCCUGAGCUGGAGGAGACCUUUCUCAUCGAGCUGAUCAACCAGACCACUGGAGGAGCUCUGCUGGGGGAGCUCACACGUGCCAUCAUCACCAUACUGCCUUCUGACGACCCUUUUGGUGCCUUUGUCUUCCAAGCAGUUCCAGUGACCAUAGAGGAACCAGGGUCUAACUCCAUUGAAGUCACGUUGCCUAUAGUGCGUAAUGCUGGUACUAUUGGCACAGUGGUAGUCCAAUGGCAGGCCACGGUUAAUGGUAAACUAGCAGUGGGGGACAUCACACCCACAUCAGGAGAGGUGACAUUCGCUCCAGGAGAGACCAUGAAGACGCUCAGUGUGGAGGUUUUAGCGGAUGAUGUACCUGAAAUCACUGAGAUAAUUAAGGUGGAGCUGACUGAUGCCAGUAAUGGAGGAAGCCUUGGAGCCGAUACAUCUGUUGACAUAAUAGUGCCUGAAAAUGACAACCCGUACGGGACGGUGUACUUUGAACAGUCUGGAUACCGCCUCCAGGAGCCACUGGAGGGCGUUUAUAAUGCCAAUGUUACUGUCCGCAGAAGUGGUGGUCACUUUGGCCGCCUGGAGAUCGUGUACAGAACCUCUGAGAUCGACAUAGUUGACAUGGCUCAGGCGGACGGCCAGGAUCUGCUAACGUACUAUGACGUCCCAAAACCUGGAUCUCCAUCCUCCCCCCCCCUCCGGACGGUAAACGUCACCGGUCAGACGGACCCUCUGGCUUCAUGUGCUGCUGCCUGUCUGAGAGAGGCUGCCUGCCAGGCCUUCUCUCUCUCUUCAGGGGGGAGCCCGCCCUCCUGCACCUGGGUGACUGCAGGGUUUGACCAGCUGACCUCUAACCCUCAGGUUUUGACGUAUGUAAAAAACCUCACUGCAGCUGCUGUGCUGUUCAGUGCCCAGGCUGUGGCGGGGAGUGAUUACACCCCCGUUACCGCUCAAAGUGCCUUCAUGGAAGACAGGUCGGGGGUCGCCAACCUCACCGUCCCAAUCCUGACUGAUAAGUUCCCUGAAAUGGAUGAGAGCUUCCUCAUUCAGAUCUUAAAGGUGGAGUUGAUUAAUCUGACCGUGGCUCAGAAGAACCUGCCCUCCAUCGGCCAGCCAGACCAGGCGGUGGUCACUAUAGGGAUGAAUGGAGAUGCGUUCGGGGUGUUUCUGAUAUACAGCCUCAGCCCCAACACCACCAACGACGGGCUCUAUCUAGAGGUCAGAGAAGAGCCUGGGGUUGUGGUGCCCCUGGUAAUCGAGAGGAGAGGAGGGAACCUGGGCACCGUCACCGUCGAGUGGAGGUAUGUUGGAGGGGAGGCCACACCAGACGCUGACUUCACCGGGACAGGAGGGACUCUGGUCUUUGACGGUGAUGUGAAGAAGACAAUACAGGUAUUAAUCAGAGAUGACAUUGAGCCAGAGGACAACGAGAGCCUCAUGAUUGGUCUUGUGAAUACGGAAGGAGGAAGUCGCAUCCUGCCCAGCUCCGACACUGUAACCAUAGUGAUACUGGCUAACGAUAAUGUGGCCGGAAUAGUGGGAUUUCAUCCAGCCUCACGUUCUGUCAUUGCCAGAGAAGGUGAGAGGCUCUCCUUAUUGGUGUUGAGAACAUCUCCAGGUUUGGGUAAUGUCACUGUGGACUGGACUCUACAAGGGCCUCUUGUGCAACGGACCUUCACCCAGAACUCAGGGACACUCUUCUUCACAGAGGGAGAGCUAAAUAACACCAUAGUCCUGCAGCUUCUUGAUGACGCCACACCAGAGGACAAAGAUGAAUACAAAGUCGUCUUGUCCAACAUCCAAACGUUCGGUGUCGUGGUGACAGGUCAUGCAGCUCUGGAUGUUCAGGGCAGGGAGGCGGUGCUCUCUGUGGACACCAGCGAUGAGCCCUACGGUCUGCUGACCAUCGCCCCCUCAUCGCUCAGGGUGACCACCGAGGAACGGGACAGAACUAUAAACAUCUACGUCAACAGAGAGUUUGGAUCCUCAGGAGCUGUGAAUAUCACCUAUGAAGUUCUCAGAGGGUCUCUACAAGACUUGUCCCAGGUGGAGGGGGCGCUCGCUGACCCGGGACAGGACUUCAUCUCUGGUGCUGGUUCUGUUAUCCUUCAGGAGGGACAGACUUCUGUCGCCAUCCCUGUCACCAUACUGGAGGACGACAUCCCUGAGCUGCAGGAGUUCUUCCUGGUGAACAUAACAUCAGCAGUAAUCACGACUCUUGCCACUGUUCCCCAACUAGACACUCAGGGUUUGGUAGCAGAGGUUAGCAUCGCUGCUAAUGAUGGAAUUAGAGGAGUCAUUGAAUGGACGAACACCAUGUUUCAAGUGAAUGAAACGAUGGGAGUACUGAGCCUAGUGGCCUACAGGAACAAGGGGACAUAUGGGAAUGUCUCUCUCUUCUUCUACGCUCAGAACCUGGAAGCUCAACAGGGAUUGGACUACAACACCAGCGAAACGAUGCUCCACUUUGUUGACGGUGAAAGGCAUAAGUUUGUAGAAGUGCAGAUUAUCGAUGACGCUGUUCCUGAGGGAGCUGAGAGAUUCCAGCUCAUCCUGUCCCAGCCCUCCCCCGGGCUGGAGCUGGGCACCAACACCACAGCCACUGUGAAUAUCCUGGCCAGUGACGAUGGGCAUGGCGUCAUUUCCUUCAACACCAGCGAGCACUUCCUGUUGAAGGAGCCCACGUCUGUGUCGGGGCUGAGUGAGAGCGUGGCCACCCUGAUCGUGAUCAGGAACCCAGCGGAGGGCACGUUCGGCCCCGUGACGGUUCAGUUCAGCAUCACUGAUGCCAACGGCAGCCUGGCAGAGGGAGACCUGAGGCCAGCACAGGGCUUUGUGGUGCUGGAGGACGGAGUCAGGUUUAAGAUGCUGGAGAUCUGGGCAGUCCUGGACGCUGAGCCUGAAGCAAAUGAAACUUUCACAGUGACUCUGUUCAGCCCAACAGGAGGGGCUCGGAUGGGGGACCAACUCCAAAUACUCAUCACCGUCCUGGAGAACCUGGCUCCGUCUGGCCUGUUCCGCAUCGGACCUACCGUUAACAGGUCUCAAUACAGAUUCUAUAUAACUUAG